Syzygium oleosum is the source of this 573-nucleotide messenger RNA. RefSeq lists its product as uncharacterized. Gene Ontology annotation, molecular function: zinc ion binding. The coding region runs from base 1 to 573 and encodes 190 amino acids. NCBI's taxonomy places the organism in Eukaryota, Viridiplantae, Streptophyta, Magnoliopsida, Myrtales, Myrtaceae. The transcript has 2 exons. The record is from RefSeq and is a predicted model, not a curated record.
AUGGAUAAGGGUGAAAAGUAUGUGGUGGAUGUAUUCAAGAGAGACUGCUCUUGUAGAAGAUGGCAGCUUACUAGCAUUCCUUGUCCCCAUGCUAUUUCUGCUAUAAAUCAUAGACAAGAAGAUGCAUAUGACCAUGUUGAUGAGUGCUAUAAGAAGGCCAAGUUCUUAGCUGCAUAUGAGAACAUGAUGAUGCCGAUUCGGGGAGAGAAAUUUUGGAAAAAGACUAAUGGGGAACCACCUGAACCACUUCCAGCUAGGGUGAAGCCUGGUAGACGUAAACAGAAAAGAUCAAGGGAGGAAGAUGAGGUGGCAAGUGGAACUAGGAUGUCAAGGAUAGGAAUGAAGAUGACAUGUCGAACUUGCUCGAAGAUGGGACACAACAGUUCAACAUGUCCAAUUAAGAAGAUUGGCUCUACAUCUUCGCAAACACAAUUUUCAAGGCAAAAAAUUUUGGUUCAAAGACGUACUAGUAAAGGUGCAAGUGGUAGUGGUGGUGGCCAUACUAGUGUGAAUCCUCUUGCUCAAGUUAAGAGUACAAGUGCUAGAAGUAGCUCGAAGAAGCAAAAGCGAUGA